Messenger RNA from Oncorhynchus gorbuscha (pink salmon), 1385 nucleotides. RefSeq names its product 2-aminoethanethiol dioxygenase-like. Gene Ontology annotation, cellular component: mitochondrion. NCBI's taxonomy places the organism in Eukaryota, Metazoa, Chordata, Actinopteri, Salmoniformes, Salmonidae. Gene Ontology annotation, molecular function: oxidoreductase activity, acting on single donors with incorporation of molecular oxygen, incorporation of two atoms of oxygen. The transcript has a single exon. Bases 296 to 1045 code for a protein of 249 amino acids. The record is from RefSeq and is a predicted model, not a curated record.
GCGUUUUCUUUGCGGACGUGUGUGAAAGAUAUCCAUGAAUGGUGUGAUGGGAGAUACAUUUGCGGUUGUGCCAGGCAGUGUACCCCUCACUUAAAAUUGUAUUAGAUCUUCUGCUUUAUUUAUGUUUUAUUUGAAUGUGAAGUUGGAAUAUAUAUUUCACUGGGUUUAAUCAAUCAUUAUCAAGGAGAGAGAGGCAGGCAGAAUCAUCGGCAGCUGUGCUUGGAGCCCUAGCCUGCUGCUAAAGCUAGCAAGCACGAGACUUACAGGACAGCGCUUCACGGGCUAGUUAGCGAUCAUGCUUCGAGACAACAUGACCUCCAUCGUACAGAAAAUUGCUAGACAGGCGCUUGUAACUUUUAGAAACCCAUCUUCAUUUGGUGAUAAAGCGUUUUUGGGUAAUCAAUGUAAACUCCAAAGCCUCAUGACCGAAAUCAGAGCUGCGGAUCUGAAGAUCGCUCCAAGGAAAGUUGACAGCGCUUCUACGCCUUUGCCACACAACCCCCCGGUCACAUACAUGCACAUAUGCGAGACAGACGAAUUCAGCAUGGGGGUGUUUCUGCUAAAAAGCGGUGCUUCCAUCCCCUUGCACGACCACCCGGGAAUGUACGGAAUGUUGAAAGUUAUGUAUGGCAAGGUCAGGAUCACCUGUUUUGACAGGUUGGACAAAUCAACUAGCGUGGCCAGUGACACGCAAUUCAGCCCUCCACUGCUACCUUUUCAGAGAGGUGCGCUGAGGAGGUCGAUACUCGGGUCGGUCGGGGAGUUUACAGAAGAAAGCGGGCCGUGUAUCUUGACCCCUGACCGAAACAACCUUCACCAAAUCGAUGCAGUCGAUGGGCCCACCGCUUUCCUCGAUAUUUUGGCACCCCCAUAUGAUCCAGACGACGGGAGAGACUGUCAUUAUUAUAAAGUUCUGCAGUCUGCCCCGGAUUCUGAGGACAAAAAGGCUGACGGUCAAAAAGAAGUUUGGCUGAUGGAAGUAUCCCAACCUUCUGAAUUCUGGUGUGGUGGUGAACCAUACCCCGGCCCUGAAGUGAAGAUCUGAAGCGCACUAGCUAUGAACGCUGAAUUGAUUUGUGAACAAUUGAUUCUCAGGACCAUGUCAAAACAAUAUGUAAAUGUAUGACGAUCAUGAUUCCUACAAAUAUGGAAUGGGAUGUGUCACAGUGCUGUGUAAUGGGAAAACAUGUCUUGUGAACUAAAAGCACUUAUCCUAAGUUGGACUAUGCAUUUUGCCUGUAAUGAAAGUACUUAAGCAGUUGAUAAAUUGUGAUCUUUGCACAUCAGCUCUAAUGUAUUUGAAUUUUUGAUAAGCAUUUCAUGUCUUGAAAUGAACUGAAACCAUACACAUUACUCAAAAUAAAAACAUAAAGGUGUAUUAAAAC